AUGGAGAAUGAUACAGAGGAUGCAGUACUCAACGCCUGCCCUUCUCCUGAAGCAUUAGAGCCAGAGGCAGCGGCUGGAAUUCCCACGCAGUCCCUGACGGCUUCGACACAGAAAGAAUCCUUUGAGGUUGUUGGAAGAGCCGCUGCUUCUCUCUUGGCAGCCGCAUUCUGCACUGAAGACCCCGAAGUGGUCCGCAAGCUCGCUGAGGAGCUGAAAGUGACUGGGGACACUUCGCUCGUAGGCGGCGAAUUUCCAGAAUGCGCAACAGACGGUCGAGAAGGUGAAGCAGCAGACUCUUCACAAUCUACACCGCAUAUAGAAGGAGAAGAAGAAAGCAUUUUUUCGAACCAAGAUCAAGAACCCGCCUGCACUGGCUCGUUUCAUUUAGAGCAGGUUCCUCUUGGCUCUGCCUUGUUUUCGGGAAGCCUAACCGUCAAUCAAGAAGGGGCACUCAGCAUCCUUGGACCAGCUACUGUGUACUUUGAAAAUGGCACGAAGUACAUGGGGCUGCUUUGCAACCGCAUGGGGCUUUGCGGGGAUGCCUCAAUCCAGUGGCCUAGUGGAGCCACGUAUGAAGGACAGGUUACACGAGGACUGCGCCACGGGAUCGGCACCUACACUUCAGCAGAUGGCGCUGAUGGCAGCAAAUACAGCGGCGAAUGGGCGGCCGGACGGCGACACGGGUUCGGGGAGCAGGUCUUUGCAGACGGCAGCAGAUACGAGGGGCAAUGGGUGGACGGGUUGCAAGAGGGGCAGGGGUUGAUGAUUUGGAAGGAACCCGCAGUGCAGUAUGUUGGAGAGUGGAGGCGGGGCACUGUCUCAGGAUGGGGUCGCCAAACGUGGAUCGAAACCCCCGACUUCGACGGUGGAGGAGCCUGCCUAUUUGUUUACGACCGGAUGGCAGAAGCGCCGCCCAGUACUCUUGAUGAUCCUGUACGAGCUCUUGUCGACCUGUCAACUGCGCAGCAGGCCGAGGUCUAUAGGCAUCUGGAGGCGUACGACGGCCAGAACCUGUGGACUCAAGUCCCCGCAUGCGAGCGUCUCGCUGCAAGGACGAUAAGAAGUGUCUACCAGACCAUGUUGCGGCCUCUACAGUUCGGCGAAACGAACAGCAGCACCCAUAUCUGCGGUGGAUCUUGGUACCAGGAGACUUGCCCUGUUGUAUUAAGCCUUCCGAGCUUCUUCUCCAUUGCUUAUCACCCCAGGAAUAUGUGCGUCCUCCGUCGCGUAUACGGUGCCUAUCGUCGCAUGGCUCCGAUGCCUCAUACCGACCCAUACGUGCUCUCUUGUGCACAGUUCUGGUACAUUUUACUUAGCUCAUGGAGUGAUGAGAAAUUCCAACGCGCUCGACGCCUGUCCGGUGGAACUCCGGCAACGUUGACAGUCAUUGAGGCUGAGAGGAGGCGCAGCACGUGCAGCAUAGACUUCCGACUAACUGAACUUACGGGACGUUCAACAGAUGCAGCGCCUACAGCAGCACCUACGGAGCCUCUCUUUGCCUCAACAGGAGAAGCACCAGCACCAGCUAAAGUUCCAGCUACAGCAGCAGAUGAAGAAGCUAGACAAGAGGCUCAGCAGCAGCCGGACUCUUCGAAGCCACUACCUGGAAGUGCAACAACUCCUAGCACAGUCAUGAGCAUUCUAGAGAGCCACGAGCAAGGCAUUAUCCGGCCGGAAAAGGCAGGACCACGGGCCUACGAAGUCAUUGGGGAAGACUCUCUCCGCAUCCACCGUAGACCCGUAUUAUUUACUGCCUUCUUAAGAGGUUUAGUCAUAUUGCUGCAGAUCCGCCUGCGCAACCUCCAACGAGGAGAUAAAAAUAAUUCAGAUGCCGGGGGAUCAGGAGCUACAUUUGCCGCGGGAGCUUUCGAGCGCCUCGAUUUAGAGGAUCCCCAUUGUUUGAGCCUCGCUUGGACAGCUCUGUGCCGUAAACUUCGCAUUUUCAGCGACACCCUUGAAAGGCAGAUACGGAAUGAUCUCAAAGGAGUGUCUCACAAGGAUGAAAACACACAGAACGAGCAUGGAAAUCAGGCACUCCGUAAAAAGACAAGUCAAGCAGAGGCCAGUGAAUCUAGGCCAGGUGGUCUUAGUAGAGUGCCUAGUGAGCAGCCCCAGCCAAAACAAAGCGUGCCUCCCCAACCACCUGCACGCAGGCAAGACACUGUGUCGCAGCAACUCAGGCGAUCGCCAUCAGGACCAGGGAUGCCGAAGCCGUCCAUCAACAGACAACAGUCAGGAACGACUUGUAUAAGCACACGGAAAGCCCCAGAUGCCUACCGCUAUGGACCUGCUACAGGGCCGACUGCAAACGACAGCAGAGCAAAAGGCCCUUCCAGAUGGCCAAGCGGCAGCCACGGGGAAGGUAGUGUGCCUUCCAGCGAGGAGAUAGCAGGCCUGGUACUGCCCAGUGACCAUCAGCAAGCAGCUAAAGGAACAGGAGAAUGUGACAUGUUGAGGUCGACACCGCUGAGCGCUUUCGCUUUACCAGCUCUUGGAUUGGUCGCCGUGAUGCUGGAGGUGUUGCCGAAGUCAGCAGAGCUGCAUCGUCACCAGCAGCAAUCUAAGAAACUCAGCAUACAGCAGGAGAAAGAACAAGACCAAUCAAAGGUGAAAGCAGACGGCAAUUUGGUCGAGUCCUCCACAGACGCCCUUGAUGAUGGCACGGCGGCAAAACGCGAUGAGAUCCAGCGCCAACAGCAUCAGCAGAUGCUGUGGCUAGAUCAGCAGCAACAGGCCCUACGCGAAGCAAUGCGUAAAGGGCAGCUUUCAUGGACUGAAAUUGCCAGCUGGAAGCUGACCGUUAUCGAAGUUCAGCGGCUCCUCCUGCGAAUCGUCCAGCUAAAGAUGCCUCCAUCAAUCGCUGCUCUGCUUACUUUGGAACGCCAAGUCGAGGAAUUCAUGCGCCUCUUUUCGGCCGCAGUAUGCUCUCCCAUAGGGGAUACGCAGCAGCUGCUGAUCCCGACUCUGAGACAGGCGUACUCGCAAGAUCAACACCAUAUCUUCCACCAGCAUUCGUUGGCAGGAGACGACUCCCCUGCAGCCCGCAGCGAUGCCACUUUCUCAGCAGCUCCAACAGCGGAUGCAGGAACCUCAAGAUGCUUCUGGCAAGGAUUCUGUGGCUCGUCUUUAAAGGGGAGGCAGAUCUACGAUCCGCCUCUAAAGAUAAGUGAAUCGGUAGCGUCGGAGGUACCGGACUCAGAAGAUGGUACCGAGAGCGAAACUAGCGACUCGCUGAAUUAG
Molecule: messenger RNA, 3240 nt
Organism: Eimeria acervulina
Lineage: Eukaryota; Apicomplexa; Conoidasida; Eucoccidiorida; Eimeriidae
Product: MORN repeat-containing protein , related
Exons: 12
Coding region: 1-3240 (1079 amino acids)
Source: RefSeq, a predicted model, not a curated record